AGGCCCUUCUUUAAGCCCAAUACUUGCCGCAGUAGCUCUCUGCCGUGGGGUGAAUAAUGCUCGUUUUCCUCGAGUCGAUUUCCUGUCAGAAAAUCCAAGGAGUAUUCAGAGUCACCCGUGUGUCGCGGCAGGUGUGAGGUCAAUUUCCCAUCCGAAUGAAAUCGUAGUACGUGACAACACUAACGUGAAAGCAAAGUGAUUUUGAAGGAUCGCGAGUCAAUGACAAGUUUGAGGAAAUUCCUGUUACGUUUUUCGGGGCGAGGGUGAUAAAGUAAGCGGAAUAUAAAGGCGAGUUCUGCGCAGUGAGUGCGAGACCAUUUACCCAUACAAAAUGGUCACGGUUAGAGAAAUUUUACUAGGUGCUGUACUUGGUGUUGUACUUGGUGUUUGUGUUAUCGGCGUGCAAAGUGGUUUUAGCAGUCAAUUCGGCCCAACGGCCCAACGUCCCAACACUCAGUUCAGCUCAACGCAGCAACACCCGAGUCCCUUCGAGCCCAGCCCCCAAAAACCCCCGAAAAACCCCAAACCGGAGGACAAUGUGAGCUGUAAAUGCCCCAAAGUCAUUGACGAUGGAUUCUACCCUAGAAAUUUUACCCCUCAACCAAACAAGGACCAAGAUAUUGCUGAUAAAUGCAUUAAAAUCGACAACUGUGACAAAGAGAGGCACUCAAGGUAUAGAACGUAUGAUGGGAAAUGUAAUAACCUUAAUUUUCCCAUGUGGGGAAUGAAGGAUUCUGGUCUCUUACGGCUACUCGCACCUCAAUAUGCGGACGGGAAAAGAACACACAGGAGAGCGCAGGACGGAGGUGAACUGCCAAAUGCAAGACUUUGCCGCACGCAAAUCUUGAAAGAUAAAAUAAUCUUGAACAAAAAAAUUUCCUACCUCUUCGUAGUUUUUGCCCAGUGGAUCUCUCACGACACGUGUAUUACGAGUGAAGCAUCCGGAAAUUUGGCAAAUUGCUGUGAUGGAAACGAUUGGCCGAAAGAAAUGCCCGCGAACUGUACCUCAACUAAAGUGCUACCUGAUGAUGAAGAGUAUGGGCCGCAGGGCGUCAAAUGCUUACCUAGGAUACGAUCCCAGACUAUGCAGGAUUUAGGCUGUGACUUGCCUUUUUUGCAGCAGCUAACAUCACUAUCACACUUCAUGGAUCACUCCGUGAUGUACGGCUCGACAAAGAAUGACUCCAUGUUCCUCAGAGAAAUGAAGGGUGGACGGCUGAGAGAGACGAUAAUCGACCAUCAAAAGUUUCCACCCAAUCUUAAAAAUCCACACUCAGUGUGCGAUCUUCACAAGGACGACCCGCAUUAUUGUUGCAUUACUGGUGAUUUCAGAACGAACGAAAAUCCACCGUUCACGGCUUUAGCAACGAUGUGGUGGAGAUUUCACAAUGACUGCGCCGACAUCUUAUCUAAAAUCAACCCUCACUGGGAUGAUGAUACGACGUACGAAGAGUGUAGGCGUAUAACAAUCGCUUCCUAUCAUUUCAUCACUCGGAAGGAAUUCUUACAUCUCCUAGUGGGACCUGAGUUCGUGAAGGCUGCCGGACUUAAUUUCAAGAAUACAGAACCCGAUAAGCUUUACGACCCAUUUUUAAACCCAACAUCGAUAAAUGAAUUUCUAAUGGCAGCUUACAGGGGCGGACACAGUAUGAUUCUUGAAGUAUUGAAAUUGCACAUGCAUAAUAAUGAGACGGAGCACAUGCGUAUAAAUAAUUUUCUGAAUCGGCCAAUGCACGUGGUCAAAUCGUACGGACCACUCGUGGAGAGCACUUGCGACUCGCCGAUGGCCAAACAAGAUAAAUUCGGCUCAAAAGACAUGAACAAUAAACUAUUCCACUCGGUGCGGGCUGUUGGUGGAGAUCUGGACACCACGUCGAUAGAACGCGAGAGAGAAUCGGGAUUGGGUGGCUGGUGUCACUACAUUCAUAAGCUCCUCGGGCAGGACAAGAUUGAGUCUUGGAGGGACUUGGAAAAAUACUUUGCUCCAGAUACCAUAAGGGACUUCAGAAAAGUCUACAAACACUGGUUGGACAUAGAUCUGUAUGUUGGAUGUGUCGCUGAGUGUCCUGUCGGCAACAGCAUGUUCGGGAAAGUCUGCACGGCAAUAAUAAUCGAGCAAUUCAAAAGGUGGCUCAUUGGAGACAGAUAUCAUCCCACCUGUGAUGGUCAGCCAGGACUGUUUCCAAACCAUCAACUCAAAGAAUUGAACAAAAUGGACAUGGCUUAUAUAUUGUGUCAUUACGGCGAUAUGACAGAAGUUCGGGAAAAACCUUUUCUGAUGGGGGGAAAGAAAAAGGAGUGCAGCUCAAUGCCUAAAGUCGAUUGGAACGCCUGGAAAGCUUUGGCCAAUGAAACAUCACAAAAAAGUUGAUUUUGAUCAACUCAUCAAAAUUAAUUCUCAUGUUUCUGGAGCGGGCAGCUUAAAUGAUUAAAGCUUUAAUCGCUCGAAAAUCCGAGAUUGUACUCGAAUCGUCUCUAUUCCUCUGUUCCAUUGUCUGAGCCAUGUACUGUUUGUAAAACUACCACCUCAGAGUUGUUGCUCAAGACCUUCAUUUGUAAUGUAAGCUCUAUUUACCCAGAAAUUUAAGUCCAUUGUCGCUGGUAGUAUUUCAAGUAAGACAGCUCAACUUUGAACGUUAAGCCCUGAUUGAAGAAUAAAAAACUUCUAAAUUUUGUCA
Bemisia tabaci is the source of this 2678-nucleotide messenger RNA. Its product is annotated as salivary peroxidase/catechol oxidase. Gene Ontology annotation, biological process: response to oxidative stress. Gene Ontology annotation, molecular function: heme binding; peroxidase activity. Lineage: Eukaryota; Metazoa; Arthropoda; Insecta; Hemiptera; Aleyrodidae. The record is from RefSeq and is a predicted model, not a curated record.